Molecule: messenger RNA, 1296 nt
Organism: Brassica napus (rape)
Lineage: Eukaryota; Viridiplantae; Streptophyta; Magnoliopsida; Brassicales; Brassicaceae
Product: remorin 1.4
Exons: 7
Coding region: 114-1142 (342 amino acids)
Source: RefSeq, a predicted model, not a curated record
AUCCAAAUAUGUAACUUGCAUGCAAAGUAAUAAUCUCAAUAACCCCCUGCAAAACCCCUCCAACACUUUUAAAACAGCCCCUCUCAAGUUCUCACACCAUAUGCUACAUUGAAAUGGAUAGCUUGAUCAAGCAAACAAGGAGAAGGCAUCCAGCUGCCCGGGUAAAAACAGAUGAGGUUGGUAGCCCCACUAGAGAGAAAAAAGUGUCACCAAGGAAGUCUGUUUCCUUCGAAGAAGAUAAGAAGAAGCCCUCAAACUGGUUAGAGAAGCAGUUCUCGAGGCAAAUGAGCGACCAAAGUUAUGACUCGAUCAGUGACAUGGACUAUGCAGCAGCAGUUGCGGCCACUGCUUAUGCUGUAACCACUUUUGAAGAAACUUGGCUAGAGAGAUAUCACAGCGGCCGAGAAGAUGCGUUUCCUAUAGAGGAACCGAGAAGCUUAUCAAGAAGAUUCUCAGGACAACUUUCAUUUAGAGAGCCAGAGCUAAAUGAUAACAAACUUCCCACGCCAAAAUCUCCAGUGAGAAAGUCAUCGUCGGUAAAAAAGACUCCUACGUUCUCCAUGGACUUGAAAGGAGAUCACACCAGGCAAAGUGAAGAUUCAGGGGAGACACAUGAAAAACUAAAGAAACCUGCUUCGGUUGUAUCUGAACCGCCAGCUCCAAUGCAGAUACAAACACCGGUUAGGACACGUUCAGAACGUCGUGCUCCACCACCACCACCUCCUCCUCCUCAUCUAACACCUUCGCCUCUGCGGCUUCCACCUAGAGAAACUAAAAGGCCAAGUUCUGGUGGUACUACUCGAGAACAUGAUUCAACAGCUGAUGCUUGGGAAAAAGCUGAACUAGCUAAGAUCAAAGCAAGGUACGAGAAGUUAAACAGAAAGAUCGAUUUAUGGGAAGCGAAGAAGAGGGACAAAGCUCGAAGGAAUCUGGACAAAUCUGAGCAGAGCCAACAAGAACAGAGGAGAAAGAGAGGAUUGCAGAGGUUUAGAGAAGACAUGGAAUACAUCGAACAUAUUUCUUCCGGAGCUAGAGCUCAGGCUGAGAAACAAAGACAGAACGAAGAGUUGAAAGUGAAGGAGAGAGCCGGUAUUGUACGUAAAACCGGUAAAAUUCCUGGAAAAGCAUGUUCUUGUUUCUGAGACUGAAACAAAGGAUCUCAGAUACUUGUAGCUGUAUAUAUUAAUGUGUAUGUGUGCGAGAUAGAGAGAGAGAGAAAUGAUAUGGGUUAUAUAGUUUCUCAAAAGAGAUUAUGCGCCAUGUAACUAAAGAAAUGCAACAUCAUUCCUUGCAAAA